This is a messenger RNA of Paraphaeosphaeria sporulosa, 1423 nucleotides long. Its product is annotated as DUF453 domain protein. NCBI's taxonomy places the organism in Eukaryota, Fungi, Ascomycota, Dothideomycetes, Pleosporales, Didymosphaeriaceae. The transcript has a single exon. The coding region runs from base 63 to 1262 and encodes 399 amino acids. The record is from RefSeq and is a predicted model, not a curated record.
AAGCUCCACCACUUGUCAAGUAUCGAGUGUCUCGUCUCAUCAAACAUACGAGAACUAAGAGGAUGAGUUCUUUCACAAUCUGCGCUCGCCAGACACACUGCGCAUCGUUUCCCCGGAGCCAGACGCGAUCCUUUCACGCGUCAUCACGUCUACGGAAGCAACAGUCUUUCCCAGCUGCAUAUUACCGCGGUGGCACAUCGCGCGCCGUUAUUUUCAAGAAACAAGACCUCCCGUCCGAAGAGAAAUGGCCCUCGAUAUUCCGUGGCGUCAUCAAUUCCCCAGAUCCUAAUGGUCGCCAACUUGACGGCAUUGGCGGGGGCGUCUCUUCCCUUUCUAAAGUCUGCGUCGUGGGUCCUUCAGCUAGGGACGAUGCAGACGUCGACUAUACGUUUGCUGCAAUAGGUGUUAAAACGUCAGAAGUAGACUUCUCAAGCAACUGCGGAAACAUGAGUUCAGCCAUUGGACCUUUCGCUGUGAACGCCGGCCUAGUAUACAUGGAGGACGGCCCCUGCACAGUACGAAUACAUAACACCAACACCGGAAAAAUCAUUCACUCGAAGUUCGUUGUGGAAGAAGGAGAAGCGAAGGUAGGAGGAUCGUUUGCCAUCGAUGGUGUCGCUGGCACGGGCGCAAAGAUUGAGCUUGCUUUUAUCAACCCUGCCGGGUCUAAGACAGGGAAAACUUUGCCCACAGGAAACGUUGUCGACACUUUUGACAACAUUCCAGUAACAUGCAUAGACGUGGGAAAUCCCUGUGCUUUUGUCCAUGCUUCCAGUCUCGGUGUUGAAGGCGGUAUCCUCGCAGAUGCUAUCGAUGCACACCCAGAUCUUCUGAGCCGCCUGGACUCGAUUCGCAAGCAGGCCGCUGUAGCCAUGGGUAUUUCCAAGUCACUGGAUUUGGUGCCGGGCUCGAUACCUAAGAUAGCUAUGGUAGCUGCACCAUAUACACAUGAGUUGAUCUCCGGUGAGACGGUCGAAGAGAAGGAAUGUGAUCUGCUAGUCAGAGCGAUCAGUGUCGGGCAGCCGCACCGCGCUGUACCUAUAACCGUUGCGAUGGCACUUGCCGUUGCAUCUCGACUGGAUGGAUCUAUCGUCAAAGAAGUGACGAGCUCGAGGCCCGUUGACGCUGACGGAAUAACCAUCGGUCACAGCAGCGGGAAGCUUUUGGUUGGUGCGAAUUUUGACAAAACAGGCGCUGUAAAGGAUGCGACUGUGUUUCGUACCGCGAGGAGAAUCAUGGAAGGUGUUGCCUACGCGGACUGAUUUGGUGUAUCCUUUAUGUAUAAAUGCGCCGGUUUGAAUGGUUUCAAUAUCACCCAAAUUGGGGCUCUUCCAGCGCGGUGUCCAUACUAGAAGUGAAUAGAUCUACCUUCAAAGUAUAGGCAUACAUCCUUGUUCAAAGCCUGUCGACAUUUACUCGAACA